Nezara viridula (southern green stink bug) is the source of this 561-nucleotide messenger RNA. NCBI's taxonomy places the organism in Eukaryota, Metazoa, Arthropoda, Insecta, Hemiptera, Pentatomidae. The record is from the annotation of a GenBank genome assembly.
AUGCUGCACAUUUCUUUCAUCAUUACAGACGUCAUUGAUGAAGUCAUAGGAAUUUCUACUCUCAGCCCAAAUUCUUCGUAUCGUUCAUUACCCCCUGGCCCAACUUCCAGAACUAUGAAUGGACAGACUUCACACACAGAGCCGGAGUACAAUGACGUAGUCUCCCCACUACCAGACAUAGAAGCCAGCAGCUACUCAGUCUGUACCCGGCCAUGGGACUGUGUGUUGGUUGUUUGUUCCGGUGACGAUAGCAUUCGGCGUCGGAAGUGGAUUCGAACCCGUUCUUCUAGAGCACACGGUAGCUUAGAGGCCCUUCCUACUCCGCCCACACUGACCACUCGAGGAAGUGGCAGCCGGUCUCCACCUGCGUCCUCACCCUCCUUGGACGUCCUUCCUCCUCCCGAUGAUGGAACUGUCUCCCUCCAGCUCCAGAAAAGACUCUGCCCAGCCAGGACUGGAAGACGCGUCGCCAGAUGUGGUGAUACCAUCUCACCCACAUUCCUACGUGUGUUCACAGCAAACAUAAGCCCCUAUGCAGGUGCCUGCCAAUGGUAUCUCUGA